Messenger RNA from Tuber melanosporum (Perigord truffle), 1536 nucleotides. RefSeq lists its product as uncharacterized. Gene Ontology annotation, biological process: transmembrane transport. Gene Ontology annotation, molecular function: transmembrane transporter activity. The coding region runs from base 1 to 1353 and encodes 450 amino acids. The transcript is spliced from 7 exons. Gene Ontology annotation, cellular component: membrane. Lineage: Eukaryota; Fungi; Ascomycota; Pezizomycetes; Pezizales; Tuberaceae. The record is from RefSeq and is a predicted model, not a curated record.
AUGGACUCGUCGAUUCAGGAUCCCUUGGUCGGAUCCGAAGCCGAGGCACAAGAAAUACUGGGCGGAAACGGAAUUUCCGAGCCACCUUUGAUUGGUGGAGGCCUGAGUGCGGGGGGGGCACUUUAUCCUCGGGGUCUUCAGCAUGAGGGAGCGGAAGCAGGCGAAACAUCGCCGUUGACAGACGAAAACCGAAAUGGUGCGCCCCCAAGGGCCGAUGAAAUUGACGAUUGGGAGGGAGUUCCAUGGUACCGCAAACCGUCUGUUUUUUGGCUGCUGCCACCGUUUUGCUUGUUCACUAUGGCAUUUGGCGGUGCUGGUGUACCACGGCUGAACGUUAUCCUAGCUCUUAUAUGCCAGCAAUAUUAUACAGAUACUGGAUAUACGGGAAAUCCCAUCCUACCUGUUCUAAUGGGAGGUGACAAUGACAAACAUUGCAAAGAACCCGAGGUUCAAGCUCUUGUCUCGAAGUUCACGUUAUAUAUGAGCCUUGUUGCAGGCAUUUUUAGUGCGCUUACCUCCCCAAGGCUAGGGUCUCUAUCGGACCGCCACGGAAGAAGACUUGCCAUGGCAUUUUCUUCUUUUGGUAUGCUUGCGAGUGAAAUCACUACUAUUUUGGCAGUGAAAUAUCCAGACCUCUUCAGCGUGAAUAUUCUGCUUUUGGGGUCACUGGUUGAUGGCCUCUGUGGCAGCUUCAUGCUAGGGAUGGCAUUAUCGUACUCAUAUGGGGCAGACUGCACAUCCCCUGCUCGGCGUGCUGUGGCCUUUGGAUAUUUUCAAGGAUGUCUUUUCCUCGGAAUAGCCAUCGGGCCAGUGCUUGGGGGUUUAUUAAUCGAAAGGACGAAUAACAUACUAUCCGUGUUUUAUUCCGCAUUGGGGGCACAUGCUGUUUUUAUAGCCUAUGUCACGUUUUUCAUGCCAGAAUCUUUAUCCGAGCGCCGGAUGGUACUUGCGAGGGAAAAUCAUGAACGCGAGCGGAUGGAACGGCAAGAGGGAGCCCCUAAACAUUGGUGGAACUCUCUUAAUCCAAUAAACUUCCUGCGACCUCUCACAAUCCUAUUCCCAACCGGGCGGGGUUCAAGUGCAAGGCUGCGAUUGAAUUUGAUGCUUUUGGCUGCUACUGAUUGCGUCCUCUUUGGGGUCGGAAUUGGAAGUAUUACUGUGAUUCUGAUAUACGCAGAAGCAAAGUUUGAUUGGGGAAAUUUCGAGUCAUCCAUAUAUGUUUCUAUUGUAAACUGCUUUAGGGUCACGAUGUUGUUUGUACUGCUUCCCCUGGUGGUCACCUUCUUUCGUCGUGGAUCGACGGCACAAAACCCACUCAAGGGAUGCGAUACACUUGAUAUUAAGUAUGGCUGAUCUUAUGUCACAUUUCUACUCACCCGAGACUCUUAAUCUGAUGUGAAACAUAGCUUGAUCCGGUUCUCGAUUGCUGUUGAGACUGCGGGAUAUCUUUGUUACGCGCUCGCACAGAGCGGGGGCCAGUUUACAACUGCUGGCGUAUUAACGGCUCUUGGAGGAAUUGGCUCACCAACUUUGCAA